AAACUCAAACUCUAAGGAUUGCAUUAAUUUAAAUUUUAUGAUUUUAGGAGAUCUGAUAUAGUCCUUGAUUAUAGAGGAUAUGACGUUGCAGCAUAUUUCCAACAUCUUUGAUCAAAUCUGAGUGGAAAUCUGUCCUUGCCAGUUCCAAGUCCGUACUCAGCAUCGCCCGCUCCUGGGCUUGUACCUGUACCCACACGUAGGCCCGACUCAGUGUUAUCAACUCUGAUUAUCUCAUGUCUGUGAUCAGGAGUGCCCGCGUCUGUGUCUGCCUGUGUGCCUGUCCCUGCCUAUACGCCUAUGUUUAUCUGUGCGCCUGCAUUGCCCGCACCUCGGCCUAGCUCAACUGUGCCAAACCUGAACACCCUGUCUGAGCCACUGGAACCUUGAUCACUGCUCGCACCAUUGUUCUGCUGGUUUCCCACAACUUACACCUUCAGUGCGCCUCAGGACCUAGUCUUUUUAGCUGUCAGACUCUGUUCCGCUAGAACUUGAAUUGUCGUCGACUUGGAGAGAACCCCUAAGCCUGGACCAGCUUACGGACUGUGACAUUCUUCAGCUCACCAUGUCAUCCCCUACGUGUCUCCAUAUUGAACCCUUCACUCCUUUAUAAAAAUCCCACCACCCCAAAGUCUCCUUUCAGCUCUGAUUGUUCUUUUUCUUUUGCUGUCAUUAACAUAUAAGUUUUCAAUAUCUGCCAAAGCUCAUAAGCUUUUCAUCAAUGGCUGACAUCCGUGAUCGCAACCAGCCUCAACAGGUUCAGGUUCACCUACAGCAACAUUUUAAUUAUCAGGGUGGUGGGAAGAACUAUCAAAGUGGACCAUCAACGAGCCAGGUUCUGGCUAUCCUUACCCUCCUCCCUAUUGGUGGCACUCUGCUUGCAUUAGCAGGGCUGACACUAACCGGCACCGUCAUUGGGCUGUGUGUGGCCACACCACCCUUCAUCAUCUUCAGCCCAAUUCUUGUCCCUACUGCCAUUACCGUUAUGAUGGCUGUGGCUGGUUUCUUGUCCUCCGAGGCUUUCGGGUUGACAGGCCUGUCUUCACUCUCCUAUGCCUUUAACCACCUGUGGAGGGUUACUGGCACAGAGCAGCUAGACCUGGACCACACUAGGAGGCGCAUGCAGGACAUGGCCGGGCAUGUGGGACAGAAGACAAAGAGUAAGGCUCAAGAGGGUGGUAGGACUUGAAUUUAAGAUGAAGGUAAGAAUAAAGGGUUUAAAAGGAGAGUACUUUCUUGCAGGGUGUAUUGCAAUAAAAUGGAGUACUCACUACUGUUGGUUUUCAAGAUCUUGUCUUUACAGUUAUUCGUACAUGUCUUGUUAGAAUAAAAGG
This is a messenger RNA of Durio zibethinus, 1331 nucleotides long. The record is from RefSeq and is a predicted model, not a curated record. NCBI's taxonomy places the organism in Eukaryota, Viridiplantae, Streptophyta, Magnoliopsida, Malvales, Malvaceae.